Molecule: messenger RNA, 1503 nt
Organism: Branchiostoma belcheri (Belcher's lancelet)
Lineage: Eukaryota; Metazoa; Chordata; Leptocardii; Amphioxiformes; Branchiostomatidae
Product: calmodulin-A-like
Exons: 6
Coding region: 215-751 (178 amino acids)
Molecular function (GO): enzyme regulator activity; calcium ion binding
Source: RefSeq, a predicted model, not a curated record
CAGCCACGUGAAGCCUGUCGUGGUGUUGAAUUUAUCCCUACAUUGCCUGAUUCUCCUCCUAUCGUCUGUUAUCGCUAACGCGUGCUUGUGAGGACUGGUUUGGGACAAAGGCGUGGUUCUUUUCACCGCUAGUGUGGACCUGCCGGCGCAGUCAAAGGCAAUCGCAGGGCUGGAAGUCGAAAUCCGGAAGCAGUGUGGUCAAAUCUGAGUCGGAAUGAUGGAUCAGGGGACAGCCGUCCGAGCAGGGGACAAGGACGCUCCCACCCCCAGCGGCAGCCUCGCAGGGAUAUCGGACCCCCAAUUACAAGAAUACCGGGAUGCAUUUAAACUUUUCGACAAGGACGGGGACGGCUCCAUCACCAUUGACGAACUCGGCACAGUCAUGCGCAACCUGGGCCAGUUCCCGUCCGAAGACGAGCUGAAAGAAAUGCUGCACGACAUCGAUACAGACGGAAACGGCACUAUUGACUUCGACGAAUUCGUCGCGAUAAUGUCGAAAAUUGUGAAGGGGGACGAAGGGAUCCCUGAGGACGAGGAGAAGGAGUUACGAGAGGCCUUUAAGCUGUUUGACAAGGCCGGGAACGGCUACAUCAGCGCGUCAGACCUCAGACAGGUGCUCAACUGUCUGGGACAGGAUCUCACCGAGGAAGAAGUGGACGAAAUGAUCAGUGAGGUGGACGUUGAUGGCGAUGGUAGGAUCGACUACGAAGAGUUUGUGGCGGCGAUGUGUGAUAGAACAGCGGAGAAGUGAGGUCAACAAAAGUACAUUUAGCACUAGCAUGAAUACAGAAAAUCAGCACAUAUAUAGAUGUGUAGACGUCAACGAUCGUAUCUAUCUUCUAAUGAUAAUGCUUCAAAGCGGGCUCAAGCGAGGGCUCUAAACUUUUACGAUUUGUUACGACGUUGGUAUAUCAGCAUGGUUGUUGGUUGUAUUUUUUCUGUGUCGAAAGGUAGAUUUCGUAUAUACAAUGUUUGGAUAUGAUACGUGCAUCUGUUUAUGGACAAUAUCACAAUAUAAUGACAUUAAAAUUUGGGAUAUCUCAGCGAUUGAAUUCUUGCUUCUCCAAAGUGUUAUGUUGAAUUAGAUUGAGCCGUCAUAUGCAAGUAAUCACAUUGACGAUAGGAAUGUGUAAACGAAAAAAAACUCGGCUAUUGUUGUAAAAGAAUAUGAAAUAUAUUACUUAUGAUGAGAAAUAAAUGUAACAAAAGUUCAGGCUCUAUUAUCUGCAAAUAUGUUGAUGCUGUUUUUUUUCACAUUUGGAUGCAGUACAGUGUUUUUGCAUAACUCUGUACAUGUACAGAGUUAGCUCGAGUUUUGAUGUCUUAGAAGUGAAUCAGUCUGAAACAAAAGUACAUCGUAUGUAUUAUGCUUCUUGCAAUGUCCAAGGAGGUUUAAAAAUCUCCUUGCAAUAUCUACAUGUAAUUACUUGGCGUUGUGCUACAUUCCACAUUGUGGUGCACUCCUUUGUCCAUACAUUCAGUAAAUAAAUGUAAAAGAACUUU